AUGUCUCGAGAACGAUCGGCUCAUUUUCAUAAAGAUAAAAAUUCUUUACGUAAUCAAGCUCAAUAUCAUGCGUAUCUACAAAACGCUCCCAUAAAACACAUUCAACAUCCAGCCGAUCGUAGUUCAGUAAUUACAUAUCUUAAUAAAUUAUUGUCAUAUUUUUUAAUAUUAUUUCUAUCAAUACCAUGCAUUUUAUUGCUAAUUAUCUUUUUACCCAUAUCACUUUUAUUUCGAACAUUAUUUCGUCUUAUUUGCACGUAUCGAUGUACAAAUCGACCAUGUUCAUGUCAAUUUUUAUCAUCAAAUGAUUUAUUUUGGUUUUAUGAAACACAAAAUAAUCAACCGAAUGCAGCAGCCAUUUUUAUAUUAGAAGGUUCUAUCAAUGAAAAUUCGUUAAAAAAACUAUUAUUAAAUCGUUUAGUAACAGCAAAUAUUCGUCGUGGUAGUAAUCAUAAACUUUAUCCACGUUUUUCUCAAUUAGUUGUUUCAUCAUUUGCCGGUAUCAUGUGGAUAGAUAAUCCAAAAUUUUCUAUCAAUGAUCAUGUCAAAGAAAUUCCACGUAAUAUUCAAACAGAACUCGAUUUAGAAGUAUACAUGAAUCAUUUAAUGUCAAAUGAAUUAAGUCGUCAUAAACCACUAUGGGAAAUUCAUUAUAAAAAUCGUUUUAAUAAUAGUAAUGAUAGUAUUAUUAUAUUUCUUUAUCAUUCAUGUAUAUCAGAUGGUAUUUCUUUGAUACGUAUUUUAUUAAAAAAUGUCAUAGAUAAUCGUACAGCACAAUUGGAUAUUAAGCCACGUUAUGCUGGUAGACGUUUACCAUUCGAUUAUAUUAAAGUAUUUUUAUUUGGCUAUUUAAUUUUAUUUGAAAAAUUAUUUUCUAAUGAUUCUUAUAAUCUAUUAAAAGUACCAAUUCCAUGUGGACAAAAAAAUAUUUCAUGGUCAACACCAUUUUCAUUGUCAAGUGUUAAUCGAAUGAAAUUAGUCACACGUACAAAAAUGAAUGAUUUAUUAUCAACGUUAGUUAUAACAUGUGUCAAUUUGUACAUGGAACAUCAUGGCAUUCGUAAUUCUCCCGAUAUGAAUUGUAUUGUACCAUUUGAUUUAAGAAAAAAUAAACAACAUAUUAGAAUGGGAAAUUAUUUAGCGCAUGUUCGAGUGAAAAUACCGAUAAAUAUUGAAGGAAAUAUACCAAGGUUAUGGGCAUUUCACGAUUGUAUGAAAAAUGUUAAAUAUCAAUCAGAAUAUGCGACAAUGUUUUUGUUUACAAAAUUAACCUAUAUACUAUUUCCACUGUACAUAGCGAAUAAAAUAAUUGCUCGUGUAUACAAUAAUGUUAGUUUUUGGUUAACGACAAUUACUACUAGAAAUAGUACAGCAUUAGCAACAAUGUCUAUUUUAAAUAAAGAUAUACGAAGUUACAUGUGUCUUAGUCCGUCUGUUGGAGCGUGUACGAUUAGUUUUUGUGUUACGACAUACUCAGAUGAAAUACGCUUAGCUGUGAUUGCUGACUCAAAUAUUAUGCCUGAUGUCAAAUUUAUAACAAAAUGUUUUAUUGAACAAUUAGAAACAGUUCGAGAUUUAUUAGCUCAUCGUCGUAUACCUGGUGAAGUUCGUCGAAUAACACGACCACAGCGUAUUAUGCCUGCAAAGAAGAGUAUCAGUAGUAUUUCAGACACAUCCGAUGAUUUACCCAUAGAAGAGAUUCAAGCCAAAAUGACAUCUCUUCAGCAAGAACUAUUAUCACUAAAAAGUCAAUUUGAAAAUGUCGAUGGAAAUGAUCCAAAUUUCGAAACUCAACGAUUGAUCAUCACAGCGAAACUAGAAGAAUUAAGAAAAGAAUUUAGAGAAUUGUUAAUUAAAUUACAAGAAAGACAAUGUGAAUUGAGUGGCAUGAUACCAAGUGAUGAGGAAGAGGAAAUGGAUCAAGAUGUACGGGUUCGUCUACGAUCAGCGUCGAUUGCAUCACGUAUAUCAUUGAGAUCGAAUAAAGAACCGUUGACAACUAGAAUAUAUCAGUUAGAAAAAGAAGAGAGCAGUGGUCAUCAUCAUCGAAAUUCCUUUGCAUCAUCAAAAAUGAGUCUAGGAGCUCAAUCUGGAAGUCAAGUUGGUUUCCAUCGUGUUGACUGUGCGACUACUUGUGAAGAUUAUUAUGUCGAUCAACGACCAUCACUUAGCAAUACACAUCGUACAUCGUCGAGUAAAACAACAGUUCAUAUUGAAUUAUGGAAACCCGUGAAUACAAAAGAUAACCCUUAA
Didymodactylos carnosus is the source of this 2253-nucleotide messenger RNA. NCBI's taxonomy places the organism in Eukaryota, Metazoa, Rotifera, Eurotatoria, Philodinida, Philodinidae. The record is from the annotation of a GenBank genome assembly.